AUCUGUCCUGCCCAGGGAGAGUCUCAGCGGGGGCCAGCAUGGACCAGUCGGUGGCUAUCCAGGAGACUCUGGCUGAGGGGGAAUAUUGCAUCAUCGCGGUACAAGGUGUGUUGUGUGAAGGGGACAGCCGGCAGAGCCGCCUACUGGGGCUUGUUCGCUACCGCAUGGAGCACGGUGGCCAGGAACACGCUCUCUUCCUGUAUACGCACCGGAGGAUGGCCAUUACCGGGGAUGAUGUCUCCUUGGACCAGAUAGUGCCAGUCUCACGAGAUUUUACGCUGGAAGAAGUGUCCCCAGAUGGUGAACUCUACAUCCUUGGCUCAGAUGUGACCGUUCAGCUGGACACAGCAGAGUUCAGCCUUCUAUUCCGACUACCCUUUGGCUCACACACCAGGAUGUUCCUCCAGGAAGUCACCAAGGCCUGUGUAGGCUUGGACCCUGCGACCCGGAAUCCUGAGUUCCAGUGGCUGUCCCGAUACAGGUGUGCGCCACCACAGGAGGCUGGCUCACCGACACUGCGCGAUUGGAACUCGGCCCCGGGCACCUGGCCCGCGUGCGGGACAAUUGGCGGAGGCAGGUAUCCGUCUCGCAAGAAGCGGUCGGGAUUGGAGCAGGUCCUGCCUCAGGGGGCGGGCUCCAUUCUGUUUAGGGGCGGGGCGAAGGCGCAGACGAACUUUCGAUUGGCGGAGGUGGCACGCGGGGGUGUAGCCGAAUGGGGGCGGCACGCUCGGGGCGGGCGGCGAUAUGAAGAGCUUGAGGAAGCAGGCAGGGAAAUGUCCGCCGCCGCCGGCUCUCGAGACCGCGACUCUGCAGGUGGUUCAAACUUCAACAAUUCAAGGCUGAAUGAGAAAGGUCUACUUGUGGACCAAAGCUCCGGGGGUCAGGAUAAACCAGAAAGCUUGCUCCCGAGACAGAAUAAAUCCAAGUCUGAGAUCACGGACAUGGUUCGCUCCUCCACUAUCACAGUAUCAAACAAGGCUCAUAUGUUAUCCAUGCAGAAGUUUGGACUGCGAGAUACAAUUGUGAAAUCACAUCUGAUACAGAAAGAAGAGGAUUAUACCUAUGUCCAAAACUUCAGGUUUUUUGUGGGAACUUACAAUGUGAAUGGACAGUCCCCUAAAGAAUGCCUCCGCCCUUGGCUGAGCCAUGGUAUCCAGGCUCCAGAUGUGUACUGUGUAGGAUUCCAGGAACUCGACUUGAGUAAGGAAGCCUUUUUCUUUCAUGAUACCCCAAAGGAAGAAGAAUGGUUUAAAGCUGUGUCAGAGGGUCUUCAUCCAGACGCCAAAUAUGCAAAGGUGAAGCUUAUCCGACUGGUUGGGAUUAUGCUGCUGUUGUAUGUCAAACAAGAACAUGCAGCGUAUAUCUCAGAAGUGGAAGCUGAGACUGUUGGGACGGGAAUCAUGGGAAGGAUGGGUAACAAAGGAGGCGUGGCGAUCAGGUUCCAGCUGCACAAUACCAGCAUCUGCGUCGUGAAUUCUCACUUGGCAGCCCACACAGAAGAGUAUGAAAGGAGGAACCAAGACUAUAAAGACAUUUGUUCUCGAAUGCAGUUUUGUCAGGUGGACCCAAGCCUGCCCCCUCUCACCAUCAACAAGCAUGAUGUGAUCUUGUGGCUGGGGGAUCUCAACUACAGAAUAGAAGAACUGGAUGUGGAAAAAGUGAAAAAACUCAUCGAAGAGAAGGCCUUUCAAACUCUGUAUGCAUAUGAUCAGCUGAAAAUUCAAGUUGCUGCAAAGACUGUCUUCGAAGGCUUCACAGAGGGUGAGCUCACGUUCCAACCUACCUAUAAGUAUGACACCGGUUCCGAUGACUGGGACACCAGUGAGAAGUGUCGUGCUCCUGCCUGGUGUGACCGGGUCCUCUGGAAAGGGAAGAACAUCAAUCAGCUGAGUUACCAGAGCCACAUGGCCCUGAAAACCAGUGACCACAAGCCUGUCAGCUCUGUAUUUGACAUUGGGGUGAGGGUCAUAAAUGAAGAACUGUACCGGAAGACUCUGGAGGAAAUUGUUCGCUCCCUGGAUAAGAUGGAAAAUGCCAACAUUCCGUCUGUGUCUCUCUCUAAGCGAGAGUUCUGUUUUCAGAAUGUGAAAUACAUGCAAUUGCAAGUAGAGUCCUUUACAAUUCAUAAUGGACAAGUACCCUGUCAGUUUGAAUUCAUCAACAAGCCUGGGGAAAACUCUUUCUGUAAGCAGUGGCUGAGUGCCAACCCCAGCAAAGGAUUCCUCCUGCCAGAUUCUGACAUUGAGAUUGAGUUGGAGCUCUUUGUAAAUAAGACCACAGCUACAAAACUCAACUCAGGUGAAGACAAAAUUGAGGACAUUCUGGUUUUGCACUUGGAAGGGGGAAAAGAUUACUUUUUGUCUGUGUCUGGGAACUACCUGCCCAGCUGUUUCGGGUCCCCCAUUCAUACACUGUGCUACAUGAGGGAGCCAAUCUUGGACCUGCCAUUGGAAACUGUUAGUGAGCUGACUCUGAUGCCAGUGCAGACUGAAGAUGAUGGGAGCCGGUUAGAGAAACCCAUGGAAAUCCCCAAAGAGCUCUGGAUGAUGGUGGAUUACCUAUACCGAAAUGCUAUCCAGCAGGAAGAUCUAUUUCAGCAGCCAGGCCUGAGAUCAGAAUUUGAACAUAUCAGGGACUGUCUGGAUACUGGAAUGAUUGAUAAUCUCUCUGCUAGCAAUCAUUCUGUAGCUGAAGCCUUGCUGCUUUUCCUGGAGAGCCUGCCAGAGCCUGUCAUCUGUUACAGUGCCUACCAUAACUGCUUGGAGUGUUCUGGCAAUUACACAGCAAGCAAACAGGUUAUUUCUACUCUUCCCACAUUCCACAAAAAUGUCUUCAACUACUUGAUGGCGUUUUUGCAAGAAUUGCUGAAAAAUUCAGCAAAAAAUCAUUUGGAUGAGAAUAUUCUAGCUAGCGUAUUUGGCAGCUUACUGCUUCGAAACCCAGCUCAACACCAAAAGCCUGAAAUAACAGAGAAAAAGAAGGCUCAAGAGUUUAUUCACCAGUUCCUAUGCAACCCACUCUGAGCCUUUCUGUCCCAUCCCUUGUUUUACCCAAGGUAGCCAAUUUCCAGCUCCACCUGUUGCAGCUCAAGAGACCCCUUAAAAACAUUUGAGGUCAUCUGGAAGCAAGAAUGGCAGCUCCUGAGCCUAGACCUCCCCCCACCUGUGCCAUCAUUGAUCAGCACACUCAGUGUAGAGCUGUGAAGACAUGAGAGAAAUCCACAAUAAUAAAACUGACGUUUGAUGUUCAACUUAAGUUAUUUAACACAAAUAGAUCUCUAUUUUUUUUUUAUUUAAAAAAAAUUUUAUACUUGUGCUCAUUCAGCCUGCCUCCAGGGCACAGUCAAUUCCUUCCCUGUAGCCUAGACUGAGCUCCUCAAGAUCAGAUAUUUGAACAAACUUUUGAAGUCCUGAAAAGACAAUGAAAUGGACAUUAAGAAUGUAGGUGGAUGCUCCUGGAUAAACAAGCUUUAGCCUCCUGAGAUCCUUCGGUUGCCCAGUCUGAGGACAUGUGAAAAUACAUAUGGAACUUCUAUCCCUUUCCUACUCGGAUAUAGUUCAAUAAUUCUGAGGCUGGCCACUCAGCUUCUGAGGGCAAUACAGUGGCUUAAAAGUGCAAACACUGAAGAACUGAGUUUUCUGGUGAAACAGGUGGAAUUUUCUAGGCCAGCAAGUCCUCCAAAUUGUAUAUGAGCAUAAUCCCUCUCAUAUUUGUAAUAUAUUUUAAUGAUAAACAUUUUUAAACAGUG
Messenger RNA from Marmota flaviventris (yellow-bellied marmot), 3748 nucleotides. RefSeq names its product inositol polyphosphate-5-phosphatase B (gene Inpp5b). Gene Ontology annotation, cellular component: membrane; cytosol. Gene Ontology annotation, molecular function: phosphatidylinositol-4,5-bisphosphate 5-phosphatase activity; inositol-1,4,5-trisphosphate 5-phosphatase activity. Gene Ontology annotation, biological process: signal transduction; phosphatidylinositol dephosphorylation. The record is from RefSeq and is a predicted model, not a curated record. Lineage: Eukaryota; Metazoa; Chordata; Mammalia; Rodentia; Sciuridae.